AUGAGAGAGGGCCGUGCUUUCCAGAUGCCAUGGUGCCGUGGAGGUGGAGCUUUUGCCGAGUCCCAACUAUCAAAGGGGCCCAGGGCACGCAUAGGUGUCUUAGCGCGCUUUCAAUUUUGUAGUUUACAAUUUAUUUUCCAAAUCGCAUGUGCAAAACUCACCACAUGUUGUGCAGAGAUUUGUUUGGGCUCACAAGCAACAUGCAGGAAACUGCUGACUUUCGCGCAAUCGGCACUGACUCAAAAAAUCGUCAAGCCACAGGCAACCUCCUUUGCAGCGAGGAUUCCUUCGGUAAGCUUCUCCCACCGCUGA
This is a messenger RNA of Durusdinium trenchii, 312 nucleotides long. The record is from the annotation of a GenBank genome assembly. Lineage: Eukaryota; Dinophyceae; Suessiales; Symbiodiniaceae.